UUAAAUUGUGCUUUGUGCAUUCAACCGUAAGUGGACUAGGUCUUUGGCAAGGAAUAUCUAUUGCCAUUUCUUCCUGCAUCUUUUUGUGACCAUAGCAUUUUGUAUUGAGUUUCUUCCGUGAUUUGGCCGGCCAAGUUGAAUUUUAUAUGACUCGUGUGUACAUCACUACUUUAUAUUUUAGUACAACUAAGGAACAACUGGGCUUGUGUGAAUGUCCAAGGAAUGGAGCUCCUAUUACGAUAUUUCUGAGGUGAAAAAAGAACCCGAGCUGAAGAAUUCAACAAACAACAGUGAUUUGUUGCUCAAUAUAAUCCAAAAUUCAGAUAUUUGUAAGCGUGUUCGUGUUGCAGUCUUCGCCAACCGUCCAGUGUGCGCAGUAUAGUCGACUUAUCUAAGUCUUUGCAAUAUGGGUAGUAGCCAAAGCAACACCUCUGCACUGAUCGGGAGAACAUCAACGUGGGUGGAGUUUCGAGACGACUGGUUCGCUCAAGGGGCCUCCCGGUAUGCCUACAGGGGUACAUUUCACGGGGACCCCCACUUUGAAGGGAAACCCUGCGUGGUGAAAGUCUACAAAGAAGAGUGGUAUGACCGCCUGUCGGAAUAUGCCUGGGUCGCGGACGACCGUGCCUAUCGCAAAGCUCACGAGAUGGCGCAGUUGUUUAACGCCAGGAUGCCAUCGACCAAACCGAUCGAGUUCGUGAAACCUGAAUUCACCCGAGUAAGCACCCGUGCCGCGUUCAAUUUACUGGGCUUCAUUCCAUUUGAACGAAAGGUAAAAGGGAAACUCGCUGGCACCUCCGACAGCGUUUCCAAUAUUAUCCCGGCAAACGCUACCCUCGCUGUCGAGCCGUACCUUGAGGGGAAGUAUGUCAAAUUUAACAGCAACUCUGGCUACUCAGAAAGAGCAGAUAUCGCCACCCCGGCUGCCUUCAGUCAUCUCACUUAUCACGAAUCCAACGGCCAGGCUUUGGUUUGUGAUUUGCAAGGGGUGCGCAGUAGUUCUGGGUACAAGUUCACUGAUCCAGCGGUUAACAGCAGCGGCACGCAACUCGGUUUCUAUGGCCCUACUGAUUUAGGGAAGUUUGGCAUUGUAAAGUUCUUUAAGAACCACAGGUGCAAUGAUAUGUGUAGAAGGCUCAGGAAACCAAGAAUUACCAACGUUUCUCUAAGUGCUAGCGAUAUGUCCAAUCUGGAUAGAAUCGUAACCAGUAUGCCAUCUCAAAGUGCCACAUCGUACACGUAUUGGUUGAGCGCGGCGUCUGGCGUACCUAACGCUGACGUGAACCGAGUUCACAACAAUCUCAAUCUGGAACCAAUCUAUGCGCAACCAUUUCAGGCUACAGAUUGAACAUUGACUAGUCCAUUGAAGAACCUGUCCAUCCAACACGUAGAGACAGGGGAAAGUGUGUGUCCGUUCUUAAACACAUCCAAGGCCUUUGUUCUGGCUUUGUACACAUUUCAUUUACAGAAUGUAUUGUUUCAAACGAAAUUAUUUUAUCCGAAAAGAACAUGUAAAAGUGGCAUGUAAACGCCACACAACUAUUCUCUACAAACUGGGCGUUUUUGUGGUAUUCUUGCGAUGGCGCGUGAGAACGAAUUUCGGUGGUCAAAAUUUUGACUAAUUGUGCCUCGAAUCGCACUUGUUCCUUUGAAAACAUUUCUUAAAGACGCGUGUGUGUUCAUCGGUUGAGUGAAUUAUAGUGUUUUUAGUUGACAAGCCACCACAUUUGUUUUAGAUUAAUCAAAUUACCACCGUUUUGGGGGACCAGUCUGAUGCUGUCACAACCCAAAGAUGGAGCCCUUAACUCCAUGACUUUAUGUAUGGCUGGAUAUAGGCGUACAUGUAUGCCACAAACUGUUCUCCACGUCCGAUGUAAACAAACGUGUUUUUUUCGUGUUCGUGUUCGAACUUAACGGAAACAUUAGUUUAGUUUUUUUAUUUCAACCAGACCUUAACUUCAAUUAUAUAUAGCAAUCCAAAACAUCCCAUGCCGUAUAUGCCCUUUGAAAAUGUUCUUUAUCCUAAUUUUGAUUCUUGAGUAUUUUAUGUUAACGGAAAUAACUGGCGUUUUUAUACCGGCAGUUACGGGUUCCUGAAAAGAUGGUGAUCGUAUUAUUAUCGUUUCCGUUUGCAGUAACACUAUGGUAAUAACUACUGUCGCUCAGUAGACAUUUAGUUCUGAUAAGAACUUGCCCUGCUUAUUAUCAACUUUCGCCAGUAGUCUCCUGACGAUGACAAGAGCAGGCUAGUCGAAUCGUUGAGACCAAAGACAAGUUCUUUUAGAACUUAAAGCAGGACAAGUUCCUAUCAGAACUAAAUAUCUACUGAGCGACAGUAGUUAUUACUGCAAACUGAAACGAUACUGAUAAUCCACAAAAAUCUUAGACCGUAUUACACGGAUUUCCCAAAAUGUAGCGGUAAUAGACCUUUUACGUAGCAGCCAUCUUAGAGGAGCAGUGCCUUUGUUUUGCUGGAAUGUUCACGCGUGAACGUGCUGUGCAUUCAUUGCAACCGAUCAAGGAUACCACACAUGCCCUCUAAUGGCCACUACGCAUAUUGAGGUAUAUUUGCCGUUCUGCAAAGCAAUGUAAAAAAACAAAACGGGGUUGGGUCGGGGUGCUGGUGGCGGCACGCAAGCAGAUGGUGCAAGUAUUCAUAAGUAUUCAUUCAUAGGCAGACUGGUGCAAAUUGUUCAUUUGCUGAUAAAAGCACGGAAUUCGGCACAUCGCAGGAUUUGUACUUAAAUACAGGUAGAAUGACAAGCAAUUUUUCAAAUUGGCUGCCAUUGCAUGUUAUUCUUCCCAUAUUUUUUUCAAAGGACAGAUCUGCGAUGGCCCUAUAGCCAAACAACCUUCAUGGCAUACUCUGUGUGCCAAAUUCAAUGCUUUUUUCAUCAAAUGAACAACCCAUCACAAAUCUGCGGUACUAAUAGAGGCAGUUGAGAACAAGGCAAGUGCGCGCACGAUGGAUAGAGCAAGUGGCGUAUACAAGUGAGGACGGUGUCACAAUUCGGGCGAUUCACAAUGCAGUGCGCCGCCAUGAGUUUGCCACGGAGAGUUAAUUUUUCAAGUUUACGGUCGACAAAACAUGGCCCAUUUG
Patiria miniata (bat star) is the source of this 3100-nucleotide messenger RNA. RefSeq names its product alpha-protein kinase 1-like. The coding region runs from base 407 to 1348 and encodes 313 amino acids. The transcript has 4 exons. Gene Ontology annotation, biological process: protein phosphorylation. The record is from RefSeq and is a predicted model, not a curated record. Lineage: Eukaryota; Metazoa; Echinodermata; Asteroidea; Valvatida; Asterinidae. Gene Ontology annotation, molecular function: protein serine/threonine kinase activity; ATP binding.